Molecule: messenger RNA, 1594 nt
Organism: Spodoptera frugiperda (fall armyworm)
Lineage: Eukaryota; Metazoa; Arthropoda; Insecta; Lepidoptera; Noctuidae
Gene: Tpst
Product: protein-tyrosine sulfotransferase
Exons: 5
Coding region: 402-1385 (327 amino acids)
Biological process (GO): peptidyl-tyrosine sulfation
Cellular component (GO): Golgi apparatus
Molecular function (GO): protein-tyrosine sulfotransferase activity
Source: RefSeq, a predicted model, not a curated record
CUAUCAAUUUGACGUCAGACGUCAGAGAAAAGAAGUUCAAGAAACUGAUUACCUAUAUUAGUUAGAAACUAAAUUAACAAAAAACAAUUAAAUAUUAGUUAAUAACAAAUUUGAUGCUAUUAAUUCCAUGUAGCAUUAGUAAGUUGACAUUUGAUUAGAAAUUAGACAGUUGGCAUCGUUACUUUUCAUUAUAUUGCUGUAUUGUUUGCCUUGUCGGUUAAAAAAUAAAUACAAAUUGUGCUAACAGAUGUGUUGGCACGAAAGAAGUUAUUAACCUGUGUCUAUAAUCAGUCAUAUUGAUGUAGGUGAGUGUCUAAAUGCCACCUUGCUAGUUAAUUAAGUGGAUCUGUUAAAAAAUCAUAACAGGAAGUGCUAUAAACAAUCGCCUAGGCGCGGCAGCGAUGGGGCGCGGCGCGCGCUGGCGCCUGGCGGCGGCGCUGGUGGCGGGCGCGCUGCUGGUGUGGCUGUGGCGCGGCGGCGCGCGGCCGGCGGGCGCGCAGCGGCGCCGCGAGCUGAACGCGCCCGUGGAGGGCCGCGAGCUGCCGCUGAUCUUCAUCGGAGGCGUGCCGCGCUCCGGCACCACGCUCAUGCGCGCCAUGCUGGACGCGCACCCCGACGUGCGCUGCGGCCAGGAGACGCGCGUGGUGCCGCGCCUGCUGCAGAUGCGCCAGCACUGGUUGCGCUCGCAGAAGGAGACGGUGCGGCUGGAGCAGGCGGGGGUGUCGAAGGCAGUGCUGGAUAACGCCAUAGCCGCGUUCUGCUUGGAGGUGAUCGUGAGGCACGGCGACACUGCUCCGCGGCUCUGCAAUAAGGACCCGCUCGUGCUUAAGAUGGGGACCUAUGUGCUGGAGCUAUUUCCAAAUGCUAAAUUCUUGUUCAUGGUGCGCGACGGCCGCGCGACUGUCCACUCUAUCAUCACGCGCAAGGUGACGAUAACGGGCUUCGACCUGACGAGCUACCGGCAGUGUCUGACCAAGUGGAACCACGCCGUGGAGCUGAUGUACCAGCAGUGCAAGAGUAUGGGCGCGGACAAGUGCCUGAUGGUGCGCUACGAGGCGCUGGUGCUGCGGCCGGCGGCCACCAUGCGGCGCGUGCUGGACUUCCUGCAGCUGCCGUGGCACGACGCCGUGCUGCACCACGAGCAGUACAUCAACCAGCCCAACGGCGUCGCGCUCUCCAAUGUGGAGCGGUCGUCGGACCAGGUGGUGCGGCCCGUGAACCUGGACGCGCUGGACAAGUGGGUGGGGCAGAUCCCGGCCGACGUGCGCGCCGACAUGGCGGAGCUGGCGCCCAUGCUGUCGGUGCUGGGCUACGACCCGUGGGCCAACCCGCCGCGCUACGAGGCCACGGCCGACGCCGCCGUCACCGAGCGCCGCCCGCCUUAGUCGACUGCUCCGUGUGUUCGCCCUGCUCGCAAUAAAUGAUAACACCAAAAUGUACUGUAUUUUAUUCCGCAUUCGCCGAAGGAGGCGGAACUCAGCACCUUCACUACUUACUUCUGGACAUAUACUCUGAGCGAGGACUGAGCGUCGAGACGGCUCGAUUUAUCGAUUUGAUAUUGUAUAAAACACAAAUAAAAACACUAUACUAAAUA